AUGAAAAAAACUUUGUACUUAGAUAUAGAUGAUGAACAAAAAUGUCGUAUUUCUAUACAUCAGCCAAGGCAACAAACUCUACCAGUUUCUCAAGAAAUAAUAGAUAAAUAUGAAGUGGAGAUAAAUGAUAUAGAUGAGCUUUGUUCCAAGUUCUAUAAUAUGUGGAAGAAAUAUUGUAACAAAGUCAUUUAUUUGAAUAAUGAGAGGCAUUUGUUUGAAGCUAUCCAAGCAAUUGCAUAUGCAUU
Molecule: messenger RNA, 245 nt
Organism: Dentiscutata heterogama
Lineage: Eukaryota; Fungi; Glomeromycota; Glomeromycetes; Diversisporales; Gigasporaceae
Source: the annotation of a GenBank genome assembly